CUUCUCUAGGGCUGCUCCAGACUGUGCAGGACACCUCCACUCUCCCUUUGCCUCCCUCUGCCCCUAAGGCUGGGUGGGGACAGGCUGGGGCCACCAGCAGCUCCAUGGACAGAGACGUUGCCUCUGCUCACCUUCCAGCUUUGGAAAGAAAGGAAGAAAGAUCUGCGUUGAUUUGCAUUUGGGGGAUCCUACACCCUCCUAAACUUCUGGGGGCAGAAAAAGUGAUUUGACCUUGCAUUGACUGUAGAAGAAGGGACAGAAAGAGCCCAGAGCAUUCUCCCAGAUGUUCCUGCUGUGACUUCUUCACCAGCUCCGUGAUGGAACCAUUAGAAAGGCCAUCGACUGACUGGACACACAAGGAAGCAGAAAUUCUAAUUGGUCCCCAACCAGAUCAGAACAGGGGGUGGAGCCCUGGAGACAGGAGUACAGUACCUGCACCUAUCCCCCCAGCCCUAUCCUUCCUCCUCCUCUUGCCACUGGCCAGUGCCCUACAGCCCACCCCACUGCCUUUUCCAGAACUGAGGUUGGUGGGGGGUCCGAGCCGCUGCCGGGGGCGUCUGGAGGUCCUGCAUGGUGGCUCCUGGGGCAGCGUUUGUGACGAUGACUGGGACGUGGUGGACGCCAAUGUGGUAUGUCGUCAGCUGGGCUGCGGCCUGGCGCUCCCCGUGCCGAGGCCCCUUGCCUUUGGGCAGGGCCGAGGCCCCAUCCUGCUGGACAACGUGGACUGCCGUGGGCAGGAAGCUGCUCUGAGCGAGUGCGGCAGCCGAGGUUGGGGAGUCCACAACUGCUUUCACUACGAGGAUGUGGCUGUCCUGUGUGACGAGUUCUUGCUCACACAAACCCCAACAAAGAAAGUGUUAACCAGCAGGGCACCCCCUACAACUACCCAGAAUGGGAGAGGCGAGGGCAGUGUGCGCCUGGUGGGGGGCGCAGGCCCCUGCCAGGGCCGAGUGGAGAUCCUGCACGGCGGCCUGUGGGGCACUGUGUGCGACGAUGACUGGGGGCUGCCAGACGCCACCGUGGUCUGCCGCCAGCUGGGCUGCGGGGAGGCCCUGGCUGCCACCACUCACCCCUUUGGCCCCAUCCUGCUGGACAACGUGGGCUGCGCCGGCACGGAGGUCCGCCUGAGCGACUGCUUCCACCUGGGCUGGGGGCAGCACAACUGCGGCCACCACGAGGACGCGGGAGCGCUCUGCACAGUUCUAGGGCCCGCGACGCUCACAGCACUGCCACCCUCAGCCACAAGAGAGGACUGGGCCUGGCACACAGAGCCAGAGGCCACAAGAGUUGGUGCCCUGCCUUCUAGGGAGACAGCCUUGUUCACCACAGCCUCCUGGGUCGCGGGGAAGAAAAGUAAGUGGCAGAGCGGGGAUUCCGGGGCGGGUGGGAAAAGGUGGAGCUGGGGCCCUGCUUGGGAGCUGGUGGCUCCAGAGCAGUCCCUCUGGCCCCCUGGCCCAGAGGAGCUAGGACUGCAAGUCCAGCAGGAUGGUUCUGAGACCACCCGGGUUCCCACUCCUCGGCCCAGGGACGGGCACCUACGUUUGGCCAAUGGAGCCCAUCGAUGCGAGGGGCGUGUAGAGCUCUUCCUAGGACAGCGGUGGGGCACUGUCUGUGAUGAUGCUUGGGACCUGAGGGCAGCCGGUGUCCUGUGCCACCAGUUGGGCUGUGGUCAAGCUCUGGCAGCCCCUGGAGAAGCCCACUUUGGCCCAGGCCGAGGCCCUAUCCUCCUGGACAAUGUCAAGUGCCGUGGGGACGAAAGCACCCUUCUGCUCUGCUCUCAUAUCCGCUGGGAUGCCCACAACUGUGACCACAGCGAGGAUGCCAGUGUUCUGUGCCGGCUGUUGUGACCUGCAGACCACCUCUUCUAGGAACCUACUAUGGCCUGCCCCUCUUCCUCCAGGAAGCCUUCCUCCUGUGACAAUUGCAGUUCACUCAGCCCUUCCUCCCCUUGCCUGGGAGAGAGCCUGCCCAAAUGGUGUGGUCCUGCAUAGGAUGGCCUGGCUUUAUCCCAUCAGCUGUUGUGGACCCAAUUCAACAAGAGCUCCCACUUUCUGCUCAGCCAAAACAGAAAAUUGGGGAAAGGGAAUGACUUCUAACUCUCUCUUUGGUAGGGCUCCAGGUACAGCACCCCUAAUCCUACCUUCCUGGAACCCAAUCCGGGUGAUUCAGGAGAAAAUGGGGUCUCUCCCUUCCCCCGACCCAUCUUGGGAUCCCCAAGAAGAGGGAAGACAGAAGCCUGCAGCCCUUACCUUAGCCUGCCUGGGACUGUAGAAGAACCUGGGUCGUUGCCCUGGCUUGUUCCAUGAGGGCCCAGACUCAGAUGGUGCUUGACUGGAUAAGGGGACUGGAGGGGCCAAAGCAGGGACAGUGGCCCCUCCCUGCAGCUAGAACCAGCAUCUGUGAUUUAUGCUGCCCCCACCACAGAGCCUCCACUUUGCAAUAGCAAAGAACUGUGGGGGUCUGUAACCAUCCAUUCAUAGGUGCCAAGUCAAUAAAGCAUUGUACCCUCUGUCUUUUAACCGA
Messenger RNA from Myotis davidii, 2523 nucleotides. It is a transcript of the gene SSC4D, whose product is annotated as scavenger receptor cysteine rich family, 4 domains. Gene Ontology annotation, cellular component: membrane. Lineage: Eukaryota; Metazoa; Chordata; Mammalia; Chiroptera; Vespertilionidae. The record is from RefSeq and is a predicted model, not a curated record.